Molecule: messenger RNA, 618 nt
Organism: Lentinula edodes (shiitake mushroom)
Lineage: Eukaryota; Fungi; Basidiomycota; Agaricomycetes; Agaricales; Omphalotaceae
Exons: 1
Source: RefSeq, a predicted model, not a curated record
AUGGAAAGAUUGCUUAUUGCAAGAGUUAGAUAUUCCUGUUGUUUUAUACGCAUAAGUUCAGAAAGAACAAAAAUAAAAGCAAAUGUUAUUGCAUUUGAAUCACCAACACCAAAACUAUACAAUAUUUUACCACCUCCACGUGAAGAUAUUGAUGAGGUAGCUGCAGUGUUAUUUACUGGUCCAGCAAAGCCAACUGUUGAUGACUUUAAAAGGACACCUCUCCUUGUUAGACCAAAAGAAAUGAAACUUGCUUUGCAAUGGCUUAUACUAAAUCAUGCAGACUAUGAUGAUGUCCAAAUUUCUGAAGAGAAUUUGAGCAGUUAUAAUGAAAAUGAGUUACCUUGUACUGUGGAGUAUAAGUUUGCAGAUACUAAUAAAACUGCUGAAAGUACAAGUGUUUUUGAUAUGGAAGAUGAAGAUGGUGCUGACAAAGGUGAGUGUCCUUUUAUUGUCCAUGGAAUUACAGGUGAGCAAAUUGGUACAUAUACUGUUCAACAGUUAAAGGCAAAAGCUUGGCUUCAUUUCAAUAAUGGUGGCAAGGUAAUAGCUGUGGGACAUGCAACUGAAUGUGAAUCUUUGUGGAAUAAUCCAAGGUUAUAUCCAAAAAUGUUUCCUCAU